Messenger RNA from Drosophila miranda, 1353 nucleotides. RefSeq names its product proteoglycan 4-like. NCBI's taxonomy places the organism in Eukaryota, Metazoa, Arthropoda, Insecta, Diptera, Drosophilidae. Bases 1 to 1353 code for a protein of 450 amino acids. The record is from RefSeq and is a predicted model, not a curated record. The transcript is spliced from 3 exons.
AUGGGACCGACGGUGUCCCCCAUGGUAUCGCCGGGGUACACCGAGGCGGAAAGUGACCUAGAAUUGGUGAGCUGGGAGCCGGCGCCACGGAGAGAACGCAGACGCGAGGAGCCCCACCCCAAGCGCGAGGAGCCCCGGACCAGCAGUAGCAAGGAGCCCCGCACCAGCAAGCGCGAGGGGCCCCGCUCCAGCAAGCGCGAGGAGCCCCACACCGGCAAGCGCGAGGAGCACCGGGCCAGCAGACGCGAGGAGUCCCGCACCGGCAAGCGCGAGGAGCCCCGGACCAGCAGGCACGAAGAGCCCCGCACCGACAAGCGCGAGAAGCCCCACCCCAGUAAGCGCGAGGAGCGGCCUGAGGGAGGAAGGAGGGGGCGCACGGAGACGCGGAAGGAGGAGCCCAGUGAGCGGGCCUCGAAGCGGGCGUCCACGCGUUCGACGCGUACGGCCAAGGAAGAGGGCGCGCGGCGAGGGGAUCAGCGGCCGACAGACCCACAGGUCGAGGAGCCGCAGCCAACGCCGGCCGAAACCGCGGUCAAAGAGCCGCAGACAACGCCGAUCGAGACCGCGGUCAAAGAGCCGCAGUCAACGCAGGCCGACAUCGCGGAAGAUAACGCGGCCGCUGAGGCACGACGCCUCGCGGAAUGGCACCGGCGGUUCGCGCUGGCCGCGGCGGCGGAGGAGCGGAGACAACGGCGUGUAUGGGAGGACGCCUUGACGCUGGCAAAGAGGCUGAAGGCCACGCAGGAGGCUGAAAAGGCGGCGCAAGAAGCGGAGGCGGAGCGCCACGAGCGAGACGAGGUGCGCUCCGCGGUGCGAGACGGCAUGAUGUGGCACGUGCAAACGCUGCACAUAUCGUGGGCCUCUGGGCCCGCGCCCCAGCAGCCCGGGCAAGAAGCGAGGGAGGCUCGACUGUGGGAGGAGGCACCACGCGCCAGUGACGAGCGGGACCCGAGGCGGCGGGCACGGCCACAGGAGUCGACAGGCCCAGCGGUGGCACCCACCGCCGAAGAGGUGCCCGAGGAGGCGCCCGGGAGGACGGCAGAGGUCGAGACGGAGGGCACGACGAACACGCCAACAUCACUGACGGCGGAGGGCCCAGCGGCGGCGCCCGAAGCCGAGGUGGCGGCCGACGGCGAAGCGGAUGACGGCGCAAGAGCAACGGCGGAAGCGAAGAAGGACGAGGCCGCGGACCAACACUCACCUGAGCCUUGGCGAUGGCCGGAACCCGGCCAGGGCGAGCGUCCGAAGCUGGGCCGACAGGCGUCAAACAUAGAGGAUCCCUCCCUUUCUGGUUUCUUUGAUGACUCCAUUGCAACUAUUGAGCUAAUUCCUGCUAACGUCUUCCCACAUUAA